Molecule: messenger RNA, 1131 nt
Organism: Pelodiscus sinensis (Chinese soft-shelled turtle)
Lineage: Eukaryota; Metazoa; Chordata; Testudines; Trionychidae
Source: RefSeq, a predicted model, not a curated record
CCGCGCCCCGAAGCUCGGCCUGGCCGGCAGCGGGGAAUGGGGGAUCCUCCCCCCGCCGCUCUUACUCGUUUGGCCGGUCCCCUCCCUACGCUGAGCGCUGGGAUUCCGUGCGGUGCGUCUCCCGCUUGGGACCGAGAGCUGCUGAAAGAGAAGCGGCGGCGACGAGAAGAGUUGUUCAAAGAGCAGAAGAAAAGAAAAUUACUUCCUGAAAAUGUUCUAGAGGAGUUAAUUUCAGAACAACAAAAUAAAAACAAUAAACAGUCUGAAACAAUCAAACAAGGUGAAGAUGGGUCUAAAAAUAAGAAGAAAAAACGUAAGAGGGGAAAGGACAAAAAGAAACAAGCAGUUGUUAGAAUGAAAGGAAGCUAUAUGGCAAUGCGCUUAAAAGACCAAGAUCUAACCAGCCAGCACCAACAAAUAGCCAAAGAAUUCAUACAGAGACACCUUUAUGGACCAGGCACCAACCGAACAACUGCGAAUCAGUUCUUUUCUUUUGUGAACAAGAAAAGUUCAGUUAAAAAAGCUGCAGUUCAGUUUGUGAACAAGGCUUGGGGGACAGAGAAAAAACAGAAAGCUAAGCAGUUUAAAAAGCGCUGGAUAUCUACAAAGAUAGCAUCAUCAUCUGUAUGAAAAAAGUCAUCCUGUAAUGGCUACUAUUGAAAUUUGCCCAGCAAAAUACUGCCUCUCUCUCAAUGUGUUUGUCUGUAAAGUUCCUGUGUUACUGUUGUAACUGCUUUGAACAGUGUGGGGUCAAGUGAAUGGCUUUUGCAGACACAGCCACUUUCCUUUAAGUAAACAUGGUCAGUAAAGUUGUGUGUUAAACUGUCACCAGUUUUCUGCAACAUGCAGUGGGUAAGAGUUGCCUUAUGUUUUGGUAUGGUCUGAUAGUUAUAUUUGUAUUUGAAUCCACACACUAUGCCCUUUUUGGUUCAAGUGUGUAACCUUACUUUGGGGGUGCUUUCUAUGUGACUAAUACCCUUGCUCCUGAGAAAUAAGUCAAUCGAUAGCUUAGUUGUGUCAGCUAUAGACUGAUUUUAAAGAACAAACUUUGACUCACUGUGCAACUUAAGUUUUCAAAAUGUAGAUCUUGUACAUUAUACCAUACCUGAGAAUAAAACCUAUUUUAAGUAA